AGAUUCGCCCUCUGUCUCCGCACUCCAGCGGCCACCCGAGCGCCGGAACAUCAGUGCCCGUCGCGCAGAAUGGGAUAACGAUGUUGGGGGAGCCAUAUAGGACGGCCAGUACAACUAGUGACAGCGAGCACGUCACGCUGCGCAUUCGCUCCGCCGACGAGCCACAAAGUGUUGGGCUCUGAUCAGCAGAGGGCGCUUGCGUCAGCAAGGGCACAUUGUGCUCGCUCAAUAGCCAUGCAGCAACUGAUCGGCACUCAAGAGUCACAGGCGGUGAGCAUGGCGAGCGAGGAAUUUGAAUCAGUCGCAAGUGAGUGCAAUGUUGGGCAGAGUAGUCCGCACCAGAACGGAAUACGAGGGGUCAUUUCCAGCCAUCAUGGGAUUUGGCGUAUUUUUCCACACAGUUCCUCCUCGCCGUCUUGUGAUUGCGCGACACUUGCAGAUGUGGAAGUGCGAUAUUGAAGUCCAGCGGCCGGCGGUAAGGAAACUGCCACCUGCGAGGUGGCCCUCGCCGAUGGUCCAUUCUCACUUAUAUCCGAGUCGUCUUGCAAUGUACACACCGACAUCUGUACAGCAUACACAGCAUAUCAUCUGGUGCCGACACCGAUGUCCGCCAUCGAGCGCAAAAGCAUGGGAGGGUGAGAUGCUGGGAAGCCGGCAGACAUUUGAAACUGGGAGGGAUCUGAGAUCCAUAGCGACCCUUCCACCCGCUUCCCGCGUUACCGCGUUCCAUCCCACCCACCCGACCAAACGAGGACACCUCGUCAGAUCUCGCGGCGAUCACUGAUGGUCUAGGCGCCUGGGCGAUCGCACGGCGCACGGCUUGAAGAUCGGCCUUCGCGUCGAGUCGUUUCUGGAUCAGUUGUGGCUGACUGCA
Messenger RNA from Cutaneotrichosporon oleaginosum, 874 nucleotides. RefSeq lists its product as uncharacterized. The record is from RefSeq and is a predicted model, not a curated record. NCBI's taxonomy places the organism in Eukaryota, Fungi, Basidiomycota, Tremellomycetes, Trichosporonales, Trichosporonaceae.